This is a messenger RNA of Patiria miniata (bat star), 3956 nucleotides long. It is a transcript of the gene osbpl9, whose product is annotated as oxysterol-binding protein-related protein 9-like. The transcript has 18 exons. Gene Ontology annotation, molecular function: sterol binding. The record is from RefSeq and is a predicted model, not a curated record. The coding region runs from base 364 to 2658 and encodes 764 amino acids. Gene Ontology annotation, cellular component: cytosol; membrane; intracellular membrane-bounded organelle. NCBI's taxonomy places the organism in Eukaryota, Metazoa, Echinodermata, Asteroidea, Valvatida, Asterinidae.
UUUUACAACCAUGUAAAUAUUCUGAUACUCUCCCAAUAUGAUCAGUGAUAUGUUGUACAUUAUGUUUCUGUUUCAAGUAUCAGCAUAAUGUGUGGAUAUUGAUACUGGGUCUUUAUGGUUGACUAACUACAAACCAUGCGUGACUGCACAGAAGCACUGUACAGUAGUGAGUCUGUUCUAGCCUGUCCCUUUGUAUGAAAGCACUUGCUUUCAGCUGGCACCACAUUGUCAAUUGUUGUAUUUGUGAUCAAUAUUCCUGGGAGCAUGGUGAUGGUUGUCAGUCUCAUAUCUGUGGACAUUCUGGAUGUGUCUGGAGGAGUUUUGUGCAUGCAGUGGAAUAACUAGCGCCAAGUGAGCCUUGAUAUGGUGUAUAAUACCUCAAGGGGUUACAAGGGGGUACAAAUGGCUGACAACUCUGAAGAGCAGUUGUACAUGGAUUAUGUGGUCAUUCCAGACGGGAUGCAGGAUGAGGAUCAGGGUGCAUUGAUCGGUAUUGAUGACCAGGAUGAUUCCACCUUCACCAUUACCUGCGACCAGAAAACCUUCCAUUUCCAAGCUCAACAUGCUGACGAGAGGGUGCAGUGGGUCAAUGCACUGGAGGAAACAAUUCUCAAACAUUCACAGCCUGCCAGGUUUGGUAACAAGUCACGCCCCCGACCCAAACCAACAGUCCAGGAUUUCGACAGGAAACUUGCCGAGUCAGACGCCUACCUCCAGAUCCUCAUCGACCAAGUCUGUGCGUUUGAGGCACGGAUUGAAAAACUAGAAGACGAGGCGGAGAAACAGAAAUAUGAACAACUCAGGGCUCAGGCCAAGGCUAUGAUUGAGUCUGUCAAGCAGGCCAUAGUGUUAUUACAACUAGCCAAGUCCACCAUUAAAUGGCCUGUGAAGGCACCCAAAAACACAGUCAACCCAGUGAAUGGCCUAGUAGCCAAUGAAAUAGACACAACUCACCAUGACAACGCUACAGAUGAGCCGCUUGACAACCAAGUGCCUUUAGAAACACAAGUUGUCACCCAGGAGGUGGAGCCCACGCAGCCAUCUCCCACCAGCAUUGAGUCAGCUACUGAGUGCUUCGAGGAGAACAAUGUUCUUGAACCGUCCACAUCCCCGCAUCCCACUCCUGUGAUUCCAAGGACCGAGCACAUCCCAGCGUUGUCCUACUCAAGCAGUGACGAUGAGGACUUCUAUGAUGCGGACGAGUUCCCGGACUUAGACUUGGGACCUCAAGGAAGGCCUCCAAUCGAAGACGAAGAAGAGGAAGAGGUCGUACAACCCCGCAUGCACCCGUCCAACAUGUACGAGGAGGAAUCAGAUGAAGAACAACUAGACUGUGAAGGCCACGGUAGCGUCAUCUCCCACCUACUAUCUCAGGUCCGUCUUGGUAUGGACCUGACUAAAGUCGUCCUACCCACCUUUAUCCUGGAGAGACGCUCCUUGCUGGAGAUGUACGCCGACUUUCUAGCCCACCCGGAUAUAUUUGCCACCAUCUCAGACUUGGAAAGUCCCAAGGAUCGCAUCGUGCAAGUGGUCAAGUGGUUCAUGACGGCAUUCCAUGCAGCACGCAACAGCUCAAUAGCUAAGAAGCCUUAUAAUCCCAUCCUGGGAGAGACCAUGCGAUGCUGGUGGGAUCUAGGAACACAGAAUGGCAAGAUUGACGUCAAUGAGGAACAAGUGACGGAAGGGCCGGUUCCCUGGGCAACCAAAGACCAAGUCACAUUUAUAGCUGAACAGGUAUCCCAUCAUCCUCCAAUUUCAGCAUUCUACGCAGAACACGUUAACAAACAGAUGUCCAUCAAUGCCCAUAUAUGGACCAAGUCCAAGUUUCUUGGUCUGUCGAUAGGUGUCGAGAACGUUGGACAAGCCUGUGUCUCUGACCUCAAACAUGACGAGGAGUACAUCAUGACCUUCCCUAAUGGCUACGGCCGAUCCAUCCUGACUAUCCCUUGGUUUGAGAUGGGAGGCAAGUGUAUCAUCAGCUGUGCGAAGACAGGAUUUACUGGCACCGUCACCUUCCUCACCAAGCCCUUCUAUGGAGGCAAACGUAACCGCGUCACAGCAGAGAUUACGCAUGUGUCGGAUCGUAAGCCAUUCAUGACCAUAACAGGAGAAUGGAACGGUGUCUUGAUGGCCAAGUAUGCUAAUGGGCAAACGGAGGUUUUCGCAGACACCACAACAAUGAAAGCCGACAAGAAGAGGAUCAUGCCCACUGAGAAACAAGGAGAGUAUGAAUCUAAAAAAUUGUGGAAAGGCGUAACUCACUACCUCAAGACCAAGAACAUUGACAAGGCCACGGAAUGCAAACACUUCCUCGAGCAGAGACAGCGACAAGAAGCCAAGGACAGGAAAGAGACGGGAGAAAAAUGGCAAACAAAGUACUUCCAUGAAGAUGGCGAAUGCUGGAUAUUUGACAAUCCACUCGAGAAACGCAUCAAGGCAGCUCAGGAGGAGGCUUCCCGUAAACAACAACAACAACAACAGCAACAACAACAAAAACAAGAAAAAGAAGAAGAAGAAGAACAACAACCACCUGCCCCACAGCCAACCAACGCUGCAAUCACGAACUCUCACAUACCGGGCGUCCAGGGCGACGGACCAGCUAUCAACCAAAUGCCGGCUAAGUCGGCUAAUCAGGAAUUAAUGGAUUUCCUCAGCUGAUGAGGGGGAUAACGCCAUGGCCACCCCACCUGGCCUGUCUAUGCAGGAUUUUCCUUUCAUGCGCCAUCUUGUGAUUUUCUGUUCUCAAGACAAUUUUCAGGAAACAGUAACCGGUAAACGCAAUUUCAACGGAUAGAGAAUACAAUAUAUUAAUCAUGACAAAAGAUCAGGACAGUAGAACGCUGCUUUAACAAACAUUUGGCUUCAACCAAUGUCUCCAUUAGCCCCAAAUGUAUGCACAAGUAUACAAGCACUGCCUAUAAUGAAAUCCACAGCACAAUAUUGUACGGACCCUAGUAUGCUUAUUGUAGUGAGGUCAAACUUUACUGUUCAUCACAACACAAAACUACAGAAAACCACUAAUAUUUCUACCCAGAUAAUGCUACAUGUAGAUUGAAGAACGUUUGCAUCCCUGCAGUCAGUCAUCGAUGACCCAGCAAUUUCAAAAAUUUUCGUCUUUUUCCAAAGAAAUAUCAAUUUCAGGUGUGCAUGGAAUGUACCGCUUGGCCAACCUAACCAAAAUGUCAAAGGUAUUUCUUUGAUUAUACUUUCCAGCCUAUGGCAUGUUUCGUUUCUCUUUAUUUAGUCGUCAUGCCCCAAAUGUGCAAAUUGAAUCCUAAAAGAUAUUUGAUCUUGAUAUGGAUUUUUUAAAGCUUCUGGAUAAGAGCUGUAUGUGGAUUGGCUUAUCUUUUUUGUUACGUGCGUCAAACUGAAAAAGGAUCCAAUCAAAUUCUUUGUUUCAUAAAAGUUGUUAAUCAAUCAAUCAGUGAUUAUUACCUCAGAUAUAUAUAUAUAUAUGAGGGCUUAACAGUAACUCCCCCAUUCCCAAAUUUACAUAUUCAUAGAAAUGGGCAAAAAAAGAAAUAAAAUUGAUAGGGUGGACUUGAACCCAAUUUGUACAAACAGAAAGCAACAUACAGAAGAAAAUGUUAUUUAUUUCAAACAUUUUCACCAGAAACCAAGAUAAGAAUUAAGCAGCGUGAAGAUGAAACUUUAUGCUGCAAUUAAUCACCUCUAGUAUAAACAAUUAAAAAAUGUUUUGUCCAUCAAUCUUCGUAGUAUAAACAUGAUUAUUACGACUCAAAAAAAUGUCACAAUGUCCGCGUUUGUGUAAAACAAAUUUCUACACUGAGUAAUGUUAAGAGCAUCAGUCUGGCACCCUAUUUAGCAAAAUUUCACUGGCGUUGCACUGCUUAUACAAACCCACAUUUACUGGAUUUAAGUUUCCUCAAGAAAUGUGUAAUGUGUACAAUAGUAACGAAUGAUAUAGAAAUAUUAAUAAACCAAUUUAUACAAGA